UCAUUGUGUUAUUGUUCGAUCUUUCUGUACGCCAGCUAUUCUGAAUGUGCCGUCUCGUCAUCUACAAGGGCUGCCCUGUUCAGCUUUCCCAUCUCUUGACACGACCUUGUCACUCCAUCAUCAACCAGGCUUUUGACUCCAGACUUCGCGUCGAUCUUCGAAGGCCUAUCAAUGGAGACGGCUUUGGUGUGGGUUGGUAUGAUACCGUUUACGAGGAAGAACUUGGUAGCCAACCGUGUAUCUUCACCUCCGUAACUCCUGCGUGGAAUAAUGCCAACUUGACACGUCUUGCAGAGAAGAUCAAGUCCCCUUUGGUCUUCGCACACGUUCGAGCUACAACCGCGGGGUCAUUAUCUCUGGACAACUGCCAUCCCUUUGUGCAUGGCAAGCUCAUGUGGAUGCAUAAUGGCAGCAUCGAGGGCUUCCCCAAGAUUAAAAGGCGACUCCAGCAGUUCCUUUCGGAUGAGGUCUUCAACGUCGUAAAAGGCAACACCGAUUCAGAGUGGUCUUUCGCGCUCUUCCUUUCCAAGUUGCCCGAUCCAAAUGCCGAGUCUUUCACGCACCAGACUCUCCGAAAAGCAAUGCUUGAGACGAUCGCUACUCUGAACCGUCUAGGGGAGGAGGCUGGCAUUACUCAGCCUAGUCUCAUGAACUUCUGCAUCACGGACGGUGAAAGUGUUGUCGCUACUCGCUAUGUCUCAUCACGGGAGGAUGAAGCUGCUUCUCUGUGGUUCUCUUCCGGUACUGCCUUCAGCGAGUACGCAGAAGGUGGUCAUUAUAAAAUGUCGAAAGCUGACAAGCGGGAGAACAUCAUCAUGAUUGCCAGCGAACCGCUAACGUUUGAGAAAGCUGAUUGGAUGGAAAUCAAGACCAACUACAUGAUCGUGAUUACUCCUAAAAUGAACGUCCUCCAAUUUCCCAUCAUAGACAAGUACUACGUUCCGCCAUCCAACCCGGCAUUCCUUGCAAGAGGGACAGACCUCGCUGCUGCUAAAGGUCUUCUCGUUCCUACUAGUCGAACUGCGAACAUCGACGGGGCCUCGGACACUUCAGAUUCUUCCAGUUGAUCAUGUUACUGGGCUGCCCCUUCUCUGUUAUUUCCGUGGAUUUCGCUCUUGUUGUCUGUACAUCAUGUUUAAGUUAUCAGCGUGUCUUGUCAGCUAUACCAUAGUACUUUGUGUAUUUAAUCUACUUGCGGUUGCCAUGCUAUGGACGCAGAACACUACUAUCAUAAUUCGC
Stereum hirsutum FP-91666 SS1 is the source of this 1239-nucleotide messenger RNA. Its product is annotated as N-terminal nucleophile aminohydrolase. Bases 45 to 1067 code for a protein of 340 amino acids. The transcript is spliced from 10 exons. The record is from RefSeq and is a predicted model, not a curated record. NCBI's taxonomy places the organism in Eukaryota, Fungi, Basidiomycota, Agaricomycetes, Russulales, Stereaceae.